Molecule: messenger RNA, 843 nt
Organism: Pseudoliparis swirei
Lineage: Eukaryota; Metazoa; Chordata; Actinopteri; Perciformes; Liparidae
Gene: mrpl18
Product: mitochondrial ribosomal protein L18
Exons: 4
Coding region: 163-711 (182 amino acids)
Biological process (GO): translation
Cellular component (GO): mitochondrion; ribosome
Molecular function (GO): 5S rRNA binding; structural constituent of ribosome
Source: RefSeq, a predicted model, not a curated record
AAUGUCAAAGAUGGCGCUCCGCAUGUCACGGUGAAUUCUUAUCGGAUAGCGAGAGUCAGAUACUUCACAUGUUAAGGACAUGGCGUAUUGUAUGUUCUGCGGCAGCACAUUGACCAGACUUUAAGCGUUAUUUUAAUUUAUGAAGUGAACACAAUUGAGGAGAUGGCUUCCAGUUUACGACUGCUGUUUAGACAAAUUCGACGUCCAAUUGUGGCUACAAAUCAGACGGCUCGGUGUCUGAGUCAGGCAGCCUCUCGGCCGGAGCCCUGCUCGGAGGAAAACGAAGCCGUGAACCCGACCUUUGAGAACAGAAACCCGCGGAACUUGGAGCAGAUGGCUCUGGCUGUGAAGGACCGGGGCUGGAAGACGACCUGGCCCCACCGGCAGUUCUACCACAGGUUGGUGUUUUCUCGCACCCAGCAACAUGUGACGGCACACGUGUUCUCCUGCAGCUCUCCGGUCCCAGUGCUUUCCUGCACCACCCAGGAGUGGGCGCUGAAGAAGGAGCUGGCUUCCACCAGAUGCGUGGCAGCGUGUCAGGCUGUGGGAGAGGUGCUGGCACAGCGAUGCCAGCAGGCUGGCAUCACCAGGAUGGUGUACAGGGCCAUUCCCUGGACGUACCGCUCUGACGCUGUACAGUCAUUCAGGGCAGCCAUGAAAGAGGGAGGAAUCACCCUUAGUGAACCCAGAAGAAAAUACAUUGGCACCUGAAUUUAUGUGUCAUCUCACAUGUUAUUUCAAAAAGCCCUCUGUAUUGUGAAUCUAGACUGUAUUGUUCUUAAGAUGACCAGAAAUUCAGUCAAGGACAAUAUAAAGUGAAACAAAACGAGUGGCGAAAGUACA